CUUAAAAUAUUUUUUAUAACUAUGAGAACAUAAAAGGGUAAGUCUAAAUUAUAAUAUAAUAUUAAUAUAACAAUAAAUAAAUACAUUUUUCCCGAUGUCCAUCUAUUAGGUUGAAAUAAUCCAACGCUGGGUUAAAACGACCCAGCAUUUACUGUAGUCCCAUUGACCUUCAUUGUAUGGGCAAAACGCAUCUUAAUAUCAAUACUGUCUUGCGUGUUUCACAGAAGAAACGAGAAUACGCCGAAUGUGCACGUUGUGUGUGAUUUCUGCAUUUAACACUGCUGUAGGGACUGAAUAUCCGUGCAUUGACUCACAUUCAAAUUUCAGUCUGUUUUCCAGUUCAGUUUGGCUGCUGUAAAAACCGCCUGUGAAUGCACAGUGUGUGUGUGUGUGUGUGCGCGCGCGUGUGUGUGUGUGUAAUCUGUGAUAAACGCGCUCAUCACCAUCAUCAGUCUUGUGAAGGCUGAGAGUCUGAACUUCUCUGGAUCUCUAACGCAGAGCCGCUCCAGCUCCAGUGGGGGAAAGCAGACACUCAAACCCGGAGCAGGAGUCGAGCAAGCCGGCGAGGAUUCUGCGCUUCUCCGCGGGAUAUUCGCGUGUCUGCUGGAGGUCCGCAGAUCUGUCCGCAUCCGACGGGCUUCUCUUACUCUUCAUCCUCCUCCUCAUCAUCAGCAUCGUCUCCUGGAUUGAAGGUUUUUUUUUUUCCUGCUGUGGUGAAGGUAAGCAGCAGCUGCGCCUGAUAUCUGCGUUUGCUUUGCAUGUGCAUCAUGUGCGUCUUUCCCGUCCGAUUUUCAUUGAUCAUGAAUAUGCAGAUAUAUAGGAGGUUUAACGACCCCGUGAGUCACUGACGAAAGAAAAAAAAAUCAGCGCUAUAGUCGAAAAUACGCCCACGUUUUCGUUUUGCAGCUCAUAAAGAAGUGCUUUAUUCGGGCUGUUAGUCGCAGGACAGCAGAGCACGCAGGCAGCAAGAUCCUCCCUAAUCCUCUGGAAUUAACACAUUUCUGGAUUAAAAAUAAUGGAUAACACCAUCAACAGCACUCGAUCUGCAGCAAACAUCCGACAGCCAGCCGCAGAAAUGAUGACCUUCUCUCAAACAUCUCUGGAUUAACAUUUAACAUCUGGAUUACAGCACACAAGCAUUAUCACCAUGAUCCAGCACAUCCUCAGUGUGUUCUGUGGAUUUACGCUGGCUCUGGCUCAGCAGACGCAGUUCAUUACUGUGACCACUAAUUACGGGAAGCUCCGCGGGCUCCGUGUGGCUCUUCCCAGUGAGAUUUUGGGCCCCGUGGAGCAGUUUUUGGGCGUCCCGUAUGCUAUGGCCCCUACAGGAGAGCGUCGUUUUCAGGCCCCGGAGCCGCCGCUGUCCUGGCCGGGGAUCAGGAACGCCACACAGUUCGCUCCAGUGUGUCCGCAGUUUCUGGAGGACCGGCUGCUGCUCACUGAUAUGCUGCCCGUCUGGUUUACUGCCAAUCUGGACACCGUGGCCACAUACGUGCACGAUCAGAGCGAAGAUUGUCUGUAUCUCAACAUAUACGUGCCCACGGAGGAAGAAACUCAAGACGAUGCAGGCUUGAAGCCGGUGAUGGUUUACAUUCACGGCGGCUCAUAUGUGGAGGGAACGGGGAACAUGAUCGACGGCAGUGUCCUCGCCAGCUAUGGAAACGUCAUCGUGGUCACCGUGAACUACAGACUCGGAGUGCUGGGCUUCCUCAGCACUGGAGAUCAGGCUGCUAAAGGAAAUUAUGGUCUUCUGGAUCAGAUCCAAGCUUUGCGCUGGGUGAAGGAGAACAUUCAGUCCUUCAGUGGAGAUCCGGAGCGGGUCACCAUAUUCGGCUCGGGCGCCGGAGCCUCGUGUGUCAGCCUGCUGACGCUCUCACACUACUCUGAAGAUCUGUUCCAGAAGGCGAUCAUCCAGAGCGGCACGGCUCUCUCCAGCUGGGCGGUGAACUACCAGCCGGCCAAAUACACACGUCUGCUGGCCGAAAAAGUGGGAUGCAAUGAAGACGACACGCUGGAGCUGAUCGAAUGCCUCCAGAGCAAAAACUACAAAGAGCUAAUCGAGCAGAACAUCACGCCAGCCAAAUACCACAUCGCUUUCGGACCCGUAAUCGACGGAGACGUAAUUCCCGAUGACCCACAGAUAUUAAUGGAGCAAGGCGAAUUUCUGAACUACGAUAUUAUGUUGGGCGUAAACCAGGGUGAGGGGUAUAAAUUUGUGGAUGGGAUUCUGGACAGCGAGGAUAGAGUGACCAGCAACGACUUUGAAUUCGCCAUUUCGGAGUUUGUCGAUCAUUUAUACGGCUAUCCUGAAGGAAAGGAUACACUUCGAGAAACCAUCAAGUUCAUGUAUACGGAUUGGGCGGAUCGAGAAAACCCCGAGAUGAGGAGGAAAACGCUGGUGGCGCUGUUUACUGAUCACCAGUGGGUGGCGCCAGCUGUGGCCACAGCGGAUUUACACGCACAGUAUGGAUCGCCCACGUACUUCUACGCAUUUUACCACCACUGCCAGAGCGACAUGAAGCCGGCGUGGGCUGAUUCGUCACAUGGAGACGAGCUGCCGUAUGUGUUCGGGAUUCCCAUGAUCGGACCCACAGAUCUGUUCAACUGCAACUUCUCCAAGAACGACAUCAUGCUGAGCGCCGUCGUCAUGACCUACUGGACCAACUUUGCCAAAACUGGAGACCCGAAUCAACCGGUUCCCCAAGACACGAAGUUCAUCCACACCAAACCCAACCGCUUCGAAGAGGUGGCCUGGUCUAAAUACAACCCUAAAGACCAGCUAUACCUGCACAUCGGGCUAAAGCCACGCGUCCGGGAUCACUACCGCGCCACUAAAAUCGCCUUCUGGCUGGAGCUAGUGCCGCACUUACACAACAUCAACGAGCUUUUCCAGUACGUCUCCUCAACAACCAAAAUCCCUCCUCAAGACACGACGCCGUUCUCCUACACCAAACGCUUAUCCAAUAAGCUCUUUCCGUCCACCACCCGCCAUCCGCCCGCUCCACCAGCAAACACCAAGCAAAUGUCAGACCAGCAGAAGACGUCAGAGCACGCUGAUGGUACGGUUAUAAUCGAAGCGCGCGAUUAUUCAACAGAAUUGAGCGUCACAAUCGCCGUUGGUGCAUCUCUGCUGUUUCUAAACAUCCUAGCGUUCGCCGCGCUCUACUAUAAGAAAGAUAAACACCGAUUGGAGUCAAGCCGCAGGUUGAGUCCUCCGAGAAACCAUGCUAACGAUAUCCCCCGCGUGCCCAGCGAAGAAUUGAUGUCUCUUCAGAUGAAGCAGAUGGAUCACGAUCAUGAUUGCGAUUCUCUGCAGGGUCACGAUAUGAUUCGUUUGACAUGCCCGCCGGAUUACGCUUUAACGCUACGCCGUUCGCCUGACGACGUGCCGCUUAUGACGACCAACGCUAUCUCUAUGAUCCCCACUUCGUUUAGUGGCAUGCAGCCGGCGUAUCACACCCCGUUUAACGCCUUCGGGAACAGCACGCCGAGCAGCACGGGGCUCCCGCACGGACACUCCACUACCAGAGUAUAACCCAGACUGAUCAGCAUUAACCCAGACUGCUCACAUGUGCAGCCGCUGUGCUAUUUUGUUACAGACUCUUUUAUGAAUUAAGCGACGUUACACUUAUUAACCUGUAUAAUGUGAUCAGUGAAUGUAAUCAUUUUAAAUGCGAUCAUGGGACGGCGACUGCAAACACGCACACUGCAGAGGAAUAAUGAGGGGUUUAGUCUUGUUUCAAGUCCAAAUAUCGAAAAUAUUUGCCUUAAAAUUAGUUAAAUAAUCUGACAAUUUGGUAAGAAAUGUAAAUGUAUUCCAUGCCAGAAAUAAGUUUAUUUAGCUUACCCCAUCGGCAGAUUAUUUAGCUUGUUUUAAAGGAGAAACUCGCUUAAAUUUCAAUUUAAAUACACAUUACAUUACAUGUUUUGCAUAUUUUACUUUUCUAGGAAAAUAAGUAAAAAAAAAAAUGAAUUUUAAACUUAAAACAUGUUAAAUAAGUUUACAUUGCUUACUCCAUUGGCAGAUUAGUUCAGAUUAUUUCACAUCUUCAUUGGCAGAUUAUUUAGCUUGUGUUAAGGCAAAACUCACUCAAUUUCAGCUUAAUUGAUAGAGGCCUUAUAUAAGAGGUCUUUAAGGAAAAUAAGCUAAAAAAUAAGUUCAAUUUAAAGGAGUUUUCAUUUAAAACAUGCUAAAUAAUCUGCUAUUGGGGUAAGCAAUGUGAACAUUUCAAACCAAACAUAAAUUUACUUGGCCUAAUUGGCAGAUUAUUUAACUUGUGUUAAAGAGAAACUCACUUAAUUUUGACCUUUUAAAGACCUUUAAUGCAGAAAUAAACAUGAUUUGGGGAAAUAAGUAAAGCAAAUAACUGAAAUUCAAGGGAUUUUUUAUUUAAAACAUGUUCAAUAAUCUGCCAUUGGGUUAAGCGGUGUAAACUUAUUUCAAACCUGAAGCAAGAUUAUUCCACUGCCCCCAUUGGCUGAGUAUUUUGCUUGUUUUAAGGCAAAACCCACUUAAUUUUGAUUUUAUUGUUAGAAGACUUAUCACAUUAGUUUAGGAGGUCUUUAAUGUCAAAUUUAGGUGAUUUUUUUACUUAAAAGAUGUUAAAUAAUCCGCUUUUGGGUUAAGCAAUGUGAAUUUUUUUCAAACCUAAAGCAAGAAUAUUCUGCAUCCCCCAUGGGCAGAUUAUUUAGCUUGUGUUAAAGAGAAACUUACUUAAUUUUACUUAAUUAUUAAAGGCC
Danio rerio (zebrafish) is the source of this 4740-nucleotide messenger RNA. Lineage: Eukaryota; Metazoa; Chordata; Actinopteri; Cypriniformes; Danionidae. The record is from RefSeq and is a predicted model, not a curated record.